Messenger RNA from Elaeis guineensis (African oil palm), 900 nucleotides. Its product is annotated as zinc finger protein ZAT6. The record is from RefSeq and is a predicted model, not a curated record. Gene Ontology annotation, cellular component: nucleus. Gene Ontology annotation, molecular function: DNA-binding transcription factor activity; transcription cis-regulatory region binding. Gene Ontology annotation, biological process: regulation of DNA-templated transcription. Lineage: Eukaryota; Viridiplantae; Streptophyta; Magnoliopsida; Arecales; Arecaceae.
GAAAACAAACACCUUCUAUACUUAAAACCAAUGGCUCUCCAAGCUCCACUGGACUCCACCUCCUUUCCUCCUGCACCGAAGCCAGCCCCAGAGACCUUGCCAUGGACGCGGGGGAAGCGCUCCAAGCGCCACCACCCCUCCUCCCCUCUCCAAACACCGGAAGAAUAUCUUGCUCUUUGCCUCGUUAUGCUCGCACGUGGCGACGGCCACCGGCGGCCAUCCUCGUUUCCUCCACCGCCGCCGCCGCCGAAGCUUGCUUACAAGUGCUCAGUCUGUGGCAAGGCUUUCCCUUCUUACCAGGCGCUCGGCGGGCAUAAGUCCAGCCACCGGCGGCCAACCAGGAUUGAAGACGUCCGGCUCUUCUCUUCGUUUGCUGGCAAUGGCUCGGUGUCGUCGGGUGGCUCUGGCGGCGGUUCGGAGGGUGGCAGGGUUCACCGGUGCUCUGUUUGCUUUAGGAGUUUCCCAUCGGGGCAAGCGCUGGGUGGGCACAAGCGGUGUCACUACUGGGAGGUGUCAUCGAGCUCGGAUGUGACUUUGAGGGAUUUUGAUCUGAACCUGCCGCCGUUGCCGGAGUUUGGGGUGGAGAGGUGGGCGGCGGGAGGGGGGGAGGAGGAGGUCCAGAGCCCUCUGACUGUGAAGAAGCCAAGGCUUUUGAUUUCGGCCUAAACUUCGGUGUUUUUAUAUUGCAUGGAGGCAUGAAGCUUUUUAUAUGUUCUUUGCUUUAGUUUAUAAAACAAAUAAAAUUGGUUGUGGCGGACUGUGUUGUUGUGCAUAGGAUUAUCGGAAGGAAGAUUUGUUCAUUAUGUGGAAAUGGCAAACGCCAAAGCAAGCAUUUGUUAUUCUUUUUUAAGCUUUGUUUCGUUUCCUCCAUUCUAUUUGGCUCUAAAAAUAUUGACUUCU